Molecule: messenger RNA, 576 nt
Organism: Penicillium oxalicum
Lineage: Eukaryota; Fungi; Ascomycota; Eurotiomycetes; Eurotiales; Aspergillaceae
Product: peptide chain release factor family protein
Exons: 2
Coding region: 1-576 (191 amino acids)
Biological process (GO): translational termination
Cellular component (GO): mitochondrion
Molecular function (GO): translation release factor activity
Source: RefSeq, a predicted model, not a curated record
AUGCUCCAAUCGCGAUUGGGUGCCCGAAUAGGCUGGAGCAUUCCUCGUCAUGAGCUGUGUGUUCCUCUUCAAGUGUCCAAUCAAUCGUGCCGAUCAUUCGUGCAGACGCCAAUCCUCCCAGCAAAGCCUCUUCCACCUCGUCUCAAGAUCAACGAUGCCGACUUGACCGUGUCCUACCUCAAAGGCACCGGGCCUGGCGGUCAAAAGAUUAACAAAACCAAUUCCGCGGUCCAGAUCAGCCACGCCCCUUCGGGCAUCGUUGUGAAAUGCCAGGCAACGCGAUCACGCUCUCAGAAUGAGAAGAUUGCCCGCUCACUACUAGCGGAUAAAGUGGAGGCGCAAGAAAAGGGUGACCAGAGCCGCGUAGCCAUUAAGGCGGAGGCGGCGCGGAAGAAGAAAGCCAGCAAGUCGAAGAAGACGAGAAGAAAGUAUCGAGGGUUAGAAGAGAAGGAAAGCCAAAAUGGCGCAGAACACACCGGUGGCGAAAAUGAGCUUUCAGCACGAGGUACCAAGGACACGGAUCCUCAAGAAAGGACUGUGAACGAUGUCCCACCUGCAACGGAGUCAACAAGGUGA